Molecule: messenger RNA, 2859 nt
Organism: Perca fluviatilis (European perch)
Lineage: Eukaryota; Metazoa; Chordata; Actinopteri; Perciformes; Percidae
Gene: maneal
Product: mannosidase endo-alpha like
Exons: 4
Coding region: 1082-2434 (450 amino acids)
Cellular component (GO): Golgi apparatus
Molecular function (GO): alpha-mannosidase activity
Source: RefSeq, a predicted model, not a curated record
GCUCGCGCCACAGAAACAAAUGUUUUAUUCUCUCGUCUAGCCUGAACAUUCAGUUUAAAAAAAAAAAACGACAGCGUUUCUCUGAUGCAGGGCCGGUUCUAGCAACAGAACAGACGCACGUGUGAUCCGCUGUUAUAAAAGAUGGGAUGACAGGAAGAGAAGAGAAGCAGAAGACCAUUGGAUGAAAUACAAAGGUAACCAGACUUGCUUUGUUUGCUUUAAAGAAGAAAGCCUCGGCUGUGACCAGCCUGGCUUCUGUAGAGACACUGAGGGGAACUGAUGCAAUCGAUGUUUCACUCAUUUUCUCUGGAAGAGGAAAGGAUGGAGACAAAUAAAAGCCGACGUGCUCAUCAUCAUCAUCGUCACGGCUGCGCGAAGGCGAACGGGAGGCGAUAUGUUGGAGCGUUGUAGUGCAGGAUGCCUUCAGGACGCCGGGGAUGAUGGAAGUGAAAUGAGACUGCUCUGCUUGUCGUGUAGCGUUUGAACAAGCUCGAUGAGACGCCGGCCAGCCGCCGCAGUGACCGUCGGAACGCUUUUAAUAUUUGACCUGCCCGGUUCCUGCUGAAUUACGUAAUUUAAUUACAAAGUAAAUGAAACUGUAAUCUUGUAGGCUAGUUACUGGGGGGGAUAGGCCUAUUUAAUGAAAUUACAGUUACGUAUGAUAAUGUUCCUGAUUACAUUGGGGGGUUACAUCUGAAUAGUUUCUGUACAAAGCUAGGCUAUAUGUUGAAUAAUAUUCAUGUUGUUGCCGUGCAUGUUUUCCAUGCCCACGUUGUCUUCUUUUGCCCUUUCCAGCCACAGCCGUUCAGUAAAGUUUGAUUCCGUUCUGAUGCCUUUUCUCUUUGGAUUCGCAGCGCCGCCCGCCAGACAGUUCAUUUCCCUCUCAAGCUGUCAUUUCAAAUUUUAGAAAAGCAAUCGAAAAGCUAUGAAAUGCGAUACGUUACAUUACUUCGAUAAUAUAUAAUAAGAUAGCUACACUGCUAUUCGGUUUUUAAAUAGGGUAGCCUAUAUCACGUUCCCAGAGGAGCCUUCCCAGCGCUGAUUGACUGCGUGUCUGCCCUCAGCACCGCGGACAGCGACCAUGACUCGGCUCCGCAGGAAAGCUCUCGUGGCGCUGUUCCUCUUCACGCUGUUUAUUUUCGGGGCCAUGAUGGGGCUCAGGACGCUCAAGCCCAGCGACGGCUUCUCGGACCUAGCCCCCGGCAUAGGCAUAGACUUCCCCGGGGAGAAGCCGGACCGGAGGCGGCUGGAUGGGAGAGACGUGGCGCAGGUGUCGCCGGGCCAGUUCCACACGGGCAGCAGCAGCAGCAGCAUCAGUGACACUAAAGUGGUGUUCACCAGAUCGGAUCGUGAAUACAGCAUAUUCUACGAUGUUCACAUCUUCUACUACCUGUGGUACGGCUCUCCCAGCAUGGACAACAAGUACAUCCACUGGGAUCAUGUGCUCGUGCCACACUGGGACCCCAAGAUCGCAGCCAGUCAUGCCCAGGGAAGGCACACACCUCCGGAGGAUAUCGCCUCGAGUUUCUACCCGGAGCUGGGAGCCUACAGCUCCAGGGACCCGGCGGUGAUGGAGGCACAUAUGGCCCAGAUAGAGGCGGCUGCAGCAGGGGUGCUGGUGUUGUCCUGGUACCCCCCCGGGGUGGCAGACGACCACGGCGAGCCCACCGAGGACCUGGUUCCUGUCGUCAUGGACGCCGCCCACAGGCACAGCAUCAAGGUGGCCUUUCAUAUACAGCCAUACAAAGGACGGACGGACCAGAGCAUGCAUGACAACAUCAAAUACAUUAUUGACAAGUAUGGAAAGCAUGGCGCCUUCUACAGAUUCCGAUCCAGCACAGGGCGAGUCCUGCCUCUGUUUUAUGUCUAUGACUCCUACCUGACACCACCAGAGUCCUGGGCGGAGCUUCUGAAGACUAAAGGCUCCCACAGCAUCAGAGGCACGCCUUACGAUGGCGUUUUUGUCGCCCUCAUUGUGGAAGAGCGCAACAAACAUGACAUCCUAGCUAGCGGCUUUGAUGGCAUAUACACCUACUUUGCCUCCAACGGCUUCUCCUUUGGCUCAUCCCACCAGAACUGGAAAGCCAUCAAGGCCUUCUGCGAUGCAAACAAUCUGCUAUUUAUUCCCAGUGUUGGUCCAGGGUACGUGGACACAGCUGUCCGGCCAUGGAACAACCAUAACACGAGGAACCGGGUGAACGGACGUUACUACGACACAUCCUUGCAGGCAGCGUUGUCCGUCAGACCAGAAAUCGUCACCAUUACUUCCUUUAAUCAGUGGCACGAAGGCACGCAGAUAGAGAAGGCUGUACCCAAGAAAACAGUGGCCCGUUUGUACCUUGACUACCAACCCAACCAACCAGACCACUAUUUAAAACUUACGCGCCAGUGGGCCGAGAACUUCAACAAGGAGAAGGACAAAUGGCUGAUGUGAACAUGGCUUUGUUUCCCUGGUAGAUGCCCUGAGCAUGCCCAGAAAUGACAUUAAGUCAGAUCCCCUAUGCCCCUUUAUGUUCCACAACCUACCAGCUUUUCCCCAACUCUCAGCACUUCCGAUGAUAUUUUCUCUAAAUGUUCACUCUACCCUUACAGCUUUUAAUCACUUGCAUUUUUUUUGUACAGGUUAAUAAUAAUAAUGUCUAAUACUAAUACUAAUAUGUUGAAGCUACAAUGUCACAAUGAUGGACAGAUCAUCAUCGUAACCCGAUUACAACUCUGUUUAUUAUCCGUUUGCGGAAUCAAGAAAUUGCGUCUAUGUACAGUAACUCUGCUCUGUAGGGUCUUUUUUCUUAUUUUCAUAAGAUGAAAGAGUGUUUUUUCCUGUAAUUCUUUAAAGACGAAUUAAAAUGUGUGUCUGUU